AUGAAGGAAGCACACGGACGCGAGGACGGACAGACAGCAGACUUAUUAAUUAUCGUCACGGGGAAGCUCGUAUCGAACAACACAAUUAUCGAUUCUCGUUAUGAUAAAGAGGUAGAGUGGAAAAUUGGUCAAGGCGAUACUGAACUAUGUGAAGUGAUUGAUGACUGUUUACAAUCCAUGCACGCCGGCGACAUUUGCAAUUUUACUCUAAAGCCAGAUGAAGCCUACUAUAUUCUCAAAGAAGAGGAUAUUCAUAUAGAUCAAGAUAUCGAAGUUGUAUAUGAAGUUCAAUUGAAGAAAUUUAUUAAGGCAAAGGAGACUUGGUAUUCUACUGUAGAGGAGCUGUUUAAUGAAGCAAUAAGUAAUAAAGCAAGGGGUGUAAAUCUAUACAAGAGCGGAAAGGUUAUUGCUGCAGCUCGCAGAUUCAGUAUUGCCUUGAAAUGUUUAAUUAUUAUGGAAUCUGAUCGCCUAGCAAGCCGAAAUGAUGAACAUUGUAUGCAAGAUAUGCGUAUAGUAUACUAUGUAUAUAAUAGAAUACGGUUACAAUUUGUAGGGCGCACUAAUCUCAGAAAAAAUUGCUAUCUCAAUCUUGCUACCUGUCAAGCAAAGCAUAACAUGCAUCCAUCAGUAAUUGUCAACUGUUCGAAGGUUUUACAGAUGGAACCAAAUAAUCUAAAAGCUCUAUUUAAGCGCGGUGUUGCGUACACCGCUGUCAAUGAUUUUGAUAAUGCUAAAGCUGAUUUAGAAUCGGCAAAAUUACAAGAUCCGAGCAAUAAGGCUGUCAUAAUGGCGAUACAGAACUUAUUUACAAAAACACUAAAGCAAAAUAAAUUCUAUCAGCAAGCUUUGGCUGGCAUGUUUCAGAGUAAAAGCAAGUAA
Trichoplax adhaerens is the source of this 879-nucleotide messenger RNA. RefSeq lists its product as uncharacterized. The transcript has 8 exons. The coding region runs from base 1 to 879 and encodes 292 amino acids. The record is from RefSeq and is a predicted model, not a curated record. Gene Ontology annotation, molecular function: protein binding; peptidyl-prolyl cis-trans isomerase activity. Lineage: Eukaryota; Metazoa; Placozoa; Uniplacotomia; Trichoplacea; Trichoplacidae.